UUGGUGAUCUGGACACCACAGGAAAAUCGAAAUAAUAGUUUUGAAGUGAAGUGUAAUAGUCCAGUCACUUGUGAGCUUUAAGCGGAAAACAUGGAGAGUUCUAGUAGUGAUAAUGAGAAACAUGUUCUUGUGGGCUGCACAGGCAGUGUUGCAACCAUUAAGUUGCCAGUUCUUUUGAAAACUAUACUAGGAUCACAGCGUUCAUUGUCUUGGAAUGUACAGGUGCGAGUUAUUGUGACUCAGAAUGCAAGGCACUUCUAUGCCUCUGCAGACUUGCCGAAGGAUGUCCAGGUUUAUUGUGAUCAAGAUGAGUGGACAGCUUGGUCAAAAAGGGGUGAUCCUGUACUUCACAUUGAAUUGGCAAAAUGGGCAGAUAUUUUCAUUGUUUCACCACUUGAUGCAAAUACUUUGGCAAAAUUAGCCCAGGGGCUGUGUGACAACUUGCUGACUUGUGUGGCACGAGCAUGGAACAUGAAGAAGCCAUUGUUAUUCUGCCCAGCUAUGAACACUCAUAUGUGGGAGCACCCAGUGACAGCCACUCAGAUUGCAACAUUGAAGAACUGGGGCUACACAGAAGUGCCAUGCAUUACUAAAACUCUUGUCUGUGGAGACACAGGACUUGGUGCUAUGGCUGAAGUGUCUAGUAUUGUUGAUACAAUUUAUGAAACCCUUAGAAUCCACAAUUGUUGAUAUUACCUUCCAUGUCUAGUAAAUUCUGCAUUGUUUCAAAACUAUGCCUCUUCAUCUUCCUUAAAAAACUUCAAAGUCAUUUGCUUUUCAGAUCAUUUAUGAUCUUACCAAUGUGUAAGUUGUCUCUUUGUGUUGUUUCUAUUAAUAAGCCAUAAAUACAUGGGAGUGCAGACAUUUGAAGUUAACACUGACAGGAUCUAUAGUAUUUGUCCAUUUUCAUACCAUAUUAUUUAUGGGUUUCAGCUUAGUGCAUAUAUAGUGGAAUACAUUUCCAUGUAUACUGGAAACGGUGAACAGAAUCCAUAUUUUAGGUUAUUUAGCUGUUUAGUAGAUACAUCCUGCAGUAGAUGGACUGCCUCUGUGGUCUAGUGAUCCAGAGGUCAGGUUCAAUUCCUGGUGCUACCAGAUUUUCUGAGUAGUGGGUC
This is a messenger RNA of Cryptotermes secundus, 1115 nucleotides long. RefSeq names its product phosphopantothenoylcysteine decarboxylase (gene Ppcdc). Gene Ontology annotation, cellular component: phosphopantothenoylcysteine decarboxylase complex. The record is from RefSeq and is a predicted model, not a curated record. Gene Ontology annotation, biological process: coenzyme A biosynthetic process. NCBI's taxonomy places the organism in Eukaryota, Metazoa, Arthropoda, Insecta, Blattodea, Kalotermitidae. Gene Ontology annotation, molecular function: phosphopantothenoylcysteine decarboxylase activity; FMN binding. The transcript has 2 exons. Bases 91 to 690 code for a protein of 199 amino acids.